AUGCUACAGGACACCAACAACAAUGACCCACCAUCAGCUUACGACCACGCAAACGUCUUCUCUCGCAUCACCUUCCACUAUAUCCAAUCCGUCAUCUCGACCGGAUACCGCCGCGCCGUGACCGACACCGAUACCGCCAACAUGAUGCCCCAUUCUGUCAGGGUUGCAUCCUCCUACCUGCGGUUUGAGAAGUUGUGGAGGCGGCAUCUUGAGAAGACUCGAGCGAAGGCGAAGAGAAAGGGCGCAGGGGCCGGAGGAGGAGGAGGUGGUGGAGAGGAGGAGGAGGAGGAGAAGGAGGUGUCGCUGUUGUGGGUGGUGGUGAAGAUGGGCGGGUGGAUGUGGAUCCCGAUUAUUUUCUUUAUGUUGAUGGAGUCGACGCUUGAGUAUGCGCAGCCUUUGUUACUGGAUCGGUUGUUGAAGUUCAUUGCGACUUAUUCGGCUUCUUCGGGUUCGGGAGAGCAGGAGGCGCCGGAGCAGGUCUGGGUAGGUGUUGUGCUUUCGCUGGGUCUAACGGUGGCGUCGAUUGGCGCGUCGGUGGGGUCAGCACAGUUUAUUCAGUUGGCGACUAAUCUUGGGAUAUCGCUGCAGUCGGCGCUUGUUUCGAUGGUUUAUCAAAAAUCGCUUCGGCUCUCGUCGGGUGCUCGACAUGGAAGUGGAAGUGGAAGUGGAAGUAGUGGUCGUGCUUCUCCAGAAGAGGCGGAGGUUGGUCCCGAAGCGGCAGUGAAGUCUGACAAAGUCGCCGCGAAUACAGGAACGAGUGUAGGCGAGAUCCAGAACUUGAUGUCAGUCGAUGUAGUCGCGAUCCAGUACGGUAUCAUCUACCUUCCCCUUAUGAUCUCUACACCCUUCGAGAUUGUCCUUGGUUUGUACCUGCUCUACGCACAACUCGGUCUUAGCUCGUUGGCAGGUCUGGGUGUUGUGCUAUUAAUGACCCCUGUCCAGGGCUGGCUGGCUCGGAUGUUGAGCGUAGCCAAGGGUGUCAAGAUGGAGGUCAUGGAUGAGCGAAUCCGGGUUCUCACCGAGAUGUUGUCAUCCAUGCAAGUCAUCAAACUCUACCAUUGGGGACUAUUCUUUUACCGCAAGAUCGAGGCUCUUCGCGCAAAUGAAGUCAAGGCGUUGAAGAGAGUUGGGGCCGUGAUGGCUUGGAUGUCGAUCAUGGCUACUUCUAUCCCGACGUUGAUGGGUCUCUUGUCGUUUAUGGUGUAUGCCCUUGCUGGUGGGGAAGGUCAUGGACGAGGGUAUUUGAGCCCGCAGGUUGUGUUUGUCAGUUUGAGUUUGUUUGGGCGGUUGGCGGUGCCUAUUGGUCGUGCAUCGAGGGUGAUUAGCAUGGUAAUUUCUCUUCGUGUGGCUGCUGGGAGGAUCCAGAGGUUCUUGUUGUUAGAGGAGUUGGAUUGGGCCGUUGUCGGUUCUUUGCCAGAGUCAGGUGAGGAUCGUGAUCAUGAGGUUGGUGCUAUUGUUAUUCGGGACGGAGUGUUUUCAUGGACCCCUGCAGGCACCAACUUUAUUGCCGCUACCACCGGCAACGACGCACCUGAGCCAGUCGAUAACAAGAAGGAUUUAAUUUCAACACUUCAGGAUGUCAACCUGACGAUCCCCAAGGGUAGUCUGACGGCUGUGGUCGGUCGCGUCGGUCAAGGAAAGUCGUCCCUUCUCAGUGCCUUGAUCGGAGAGAUGUACAAACGGCAAGGAUCGGUCCAUGUGGUCGGCUCCGUCGCGUUUGUCAGUCAGCAGGCAUGGAUCCAGAACGGUACCAUCAUGGACAACAUCCUCUUUGGCCUACCUUUGGACCAGGAACGCUAUGCCUUUGUGAUUCAGGCGUCUUGCUUGCAGCAAGAUCUGGAGAUGCUCGCUGCCGGCGACCAGACCGAGAUCGGCGAGCGGGGGAUCAACCUGUCAGGAGGCCAGAAACAGCGUGUCGCCCUUGCCCGUGCCGCAUACCAGGAUGCCGAUAUAUACCUCCUCGACGACCCUUUGAGCGCAGUCGAUGCUCACGUCGACCAAUACCUUUGGCAGAACCUAAUCGGACCCAGUGGAUUGCUCAAGGACAAGACACGUCUUUUGGUCACCCAUGGCGUUCACCAUCUCGGCAGAGUUGACCAGAUUGUUAUUAUCAAGGAGGGACGCAUCUUUGCCACUGGUACUUAUGAACAGCUCCUCUCUGCUGGAUCCUUGACUAGCCAGGAGCUUUCGCUUUCGAUCGAGACUGAGGGUGUCGCUGAGAGUGGCGAUGAUGUUGCUGUGGUUGCUGCUGGCACUGAGCUUGCCGUUGAUGCGGACAAGAAGAGCGAUGAUGUUGUUGAUGGCGCUGAGAGCAAGGAUGGUCAAGAUGCAGAGGGUCGGUUGAUCCAGAAGGAGGAGUAUACCCAUGGCGGUGCUGGAUGGAAGGAAUUCUUGACUUAUGCCAAAGCAGCAUCGUACUUCCUCUCGUUCUCAAGCAUCGGCCUAUUCAUCCUCUCGCAAGCGAUGCAACUCGGAAUCAGUAUCUGGCUCCAACGUUGGACUGAGCGCAAGUUCGACAACCAGCUAGCCAACUUGGGUUUGUUCCUGGGUGUCUAUGCCGCCAUGGUCGUCGCCUAUGCCUCAUCGGAUGUCUUGGUCCACUAUAUUGUUUAUGUCACUUCCGGGUUGAGGGCUGCGACGUUAUUGCAUAAUAACCUAUUGACGAGAAUCAUUCGUCUCCCCAUGCAUUUUUUUGACUCUACUCCUGUGGGAAGGAUCGUGAAUCGGUUCUCGACAGAUCAGGACACAGUAGACGUCCUCCUCCCUCAAGCACUCUCAGAUUUCUACUACUACACAUUCACAGUUUUGGGUACACUCGUCAUCAUCUCCUUCACCCUCCCCAUCUUCAUCGCAACACUCCCCUUCCUGUUUGGGUUCUACGUCCUCAUCCAAGUCUACUAUGUCCGCACCUCGCGCGCCAUGACUCACGUUUAUGCCAUAGCCCGGUCCCCGCUCUUCCAGCAUUUUAAUGAGACCCUCGCGGGGGUUUCGACAAUCAGGGCUAUGCGGCAGGAAACGAGGUUUGUGCAGGAGAAUGCGCGAAGGACGGAUCGGGCGGCGAAUGCGUAUUUUGUCACCACGGUCGCGAGUCGGUGGUUACAUUUUAGGCUCGAGUGUUUAGGUGCUACGGUAGUUUUGGCCACCUCGUUGUUGGUAGUGCUGGAGACUGUGAGGAGUAAAGGUGCCGUGUCCGGAGCCGCGUUGGAUGGAAAGGCGGGAUUGGCGUUGAAUUACGCCCUCACUGCGACCUAUGGAAUCACGUUCUUGGUCACUUCUGUGACCGAUCUUCAGAACCGGUUGGUCAGUGUUGAGCGUGUACGGGAGUACUGUGAAAUUCCGACCGAGGCGCCGUUGAAGAUUGAAGGCGUAGACAAGGAUCUGGAGGAUCGAGAGUGGCCAAGAGAAGGUGGCGUUGAGUUUAGGAACUAUUCGACUCGUUACCGGCAGGGGAUGGAUUUGGUUCUGAAGAAGGUGUCGUUUGAGGUACUACCGGGUGAGAAAGUCGGGAUCGUCGGACGCACUGGUGCUGGCAAGUCGUCUCUUACCCUUGCUUUGUUCCGGAUCGUCGAGGCUGCCAACAGUCAGUGGGCCAGGGCCAGCUAUAACACCAGUGCUACCAACAUGGACAACGACACAUCCCAGUCUGUCAUUGGUAGCCAACUUCUGACUGUUGACGUUGAAGAAGACGGGGGAUCGAUCUGGAUCGACGGCAUGGACAUCUCUACCAUGGGUCUCGAACACCUUCGCCAACAUUUGGCCAUCAUCCCUCAGGACCCAACCCUCUUCGAAGGUACCCUCCGCGAGAACCUCGACCCCUUCUCCCGCUCAACCGACACCGAGCUCUGGACAGCCCUCGAGCGCGCCCACCUCAAGACCCACAUCUCUUCCCUCUCUGGUGGACUCUCGUACGAGGUGAACUCGAGUGGGACAAACUUCUCGAUUGGUCAACGGUCUCUAAUUUGUCUCGCCCGGGCACUGUUGCAGAAAUCCAAGAUCUUGGUCCUGGAUGAAGCCACAGCUGCUGUGGAUGUAGAGACAGAUGAGCUGAUCCAACGGACGAUCCGGGAGGAAUUUAAGGAUCGAACGAUUUUGACAAUUGCCCAUCGGAUCAAGACUGUGAUGGAUUCGGACAAGAUUUUGGUGCUGGAGAAGGGACGCGUUGAGGAGUAUGGGUCUCCGAGCGAGCUAUUGAAGAGGAAGGAGGGGUCGUUGUUUUAUCAGUUGGCUAAACAGGCUGGUGAAGCCAAGUAG
Linnemannia hyalina is the source of this 4251-nucleotide messenger RNA. The record is from the annotation of a GenBank genome assembly. NCBI's taxonomy places the organism in Eukaryota, Fungi, Mortierellomycota, Mortierellomycetes, Mortierellales, Mortierellaceae.